GGCUAAUGUGAACGCGACGGUGGUUUAAUAUGCAGUUUAAUAUCGAAGCGCUCGGGAUUGAUGCGUGCACGCUCUCACCCCCCUCCUGCUCGCUUCCACUCAGCGGCGCUCAAACCCGUCGAGCAACUCAAAUCUGGGCGAAGUUUUUUUUUUUCCCCUCCUCGCACUGACACAACAGCACUACAGGUCUGAAGCAUGGGGCUGAGGCGUCCUGGGUUAAAGCAGAAACAGAAAGAGAUGAGAGUUUUUUGCUAAUGCGAGUUAUGCUCGGAGUCGAGGGAUUGCUGCGUUCUCUGAGGAUUUCACGAUGACUCUUUACGGACCCUGAUUUCCUGCUUGCACUGAACACCAGACAUACAACAGGUUUGGGAUCAACAAACGUGGGCCGCUAUGUCGCUUUCACAGCAGGUUCUGGUGAAUUACGAAUACAAAUACACUGCUCGAGAUGGCCGAGAGGUGUCCAUCAAACCCAACGAGCACUACAUCCUAGUAGCCAAGACCAAUGAAACCUGGUGGCACGUUCGGAGGGAUGAGUCCGAAAAGCCUUUUUUCAUCCCGGCGACCUACGUGACCGAACUCCCACCUGAGACCAACCAAACCCAGCUGGACCCUCCGAAAGAGUUCAGUGAAAGCGAUUACCUCAAGUCCACCUCGGAGACGGCUCCUGAUAGUCUUCCCGCCAUCAUUGAGCCCGCUGAGGUCACACUCCGAAUCCCCGCAUCUAUAAAACGAGACACAGAGAAGGAUGGCCAUAGAAUAUCGACGUAUAUUAUACCAAAGGACCUCUUUGAACCCAAAGGUUUGGAUCCAGAUCCCGUACAGACUGAAGCAGAGGCCGGUCCUGUGCCUGAACCCCAGAUCUACGACACCAUUAAAGACAACCCUGCUUCUCCAACUAAUGGGGAGACACCGCCUUCUAUCAUACUGCCGCCCGUUACAAUUAACGCAACUCCAUUGCCUAAAAUGGAGAUAAAAUCGACCCCAAAUGCAACAGAAAGGCCUCGAGUGGACUCGCAAACCCUGGAUCAGGAUAUUCAGAUGCUCAACAGAGCCGGCUGGGGUGAUAUCUGGAGCGCCAUGAAUAAAGAGGAGAAUGUGUAUGAGAGUUUGGAUACAACCAGUGAAGCAGAAUCCUCAAAAGCCGGAGAUAAUGUGACCGUAAAACCCGUCGCACCAGAUAAGAAUAUGGUAGAGGAUGACAGCGCUCUCACAGCUGUGUACGUAAACCUCCCCCGGGUGCGUCGGGGAACCCCGGAUCCCUCCAGUACCGUCACUUCUCCAUUGCAGUUCCCAGACCUUCCCGAUACCCUUCUUUUAGAUUCUGCGGGAUGGGAGAUCCAUACUGACGACCAGAGCGGGCAGGAUUACUACUACCACCCCUCUACGGGCCGCAGCACCUGGGAGUAUCCUCUCAGCUUCUCCAUGGAGUCAUCGGUGGGGACGGAGGAGGCCCGUUCUCCUCCCUCAUUCCCUCAGUCUCCCGUCGGCUCGCCCCUAGUCCCUUCUCCUCCGAGGUGGAGCUCAGAGUGGGAGAAGGUGCUGGAUGAGAAUACCGGCAGGCAUUACUUCUUUAACCCCGUGUCGGGUCAGAGCUCCUGGGAUCCUCCAGAGGACAUCACCUCACCGGGGCCGUUUCUGGAAGAUUGCCCGCCACCGCUUCCUGAGGAGGACUACCCAGCAUCUCCAGAUCUGGAGGAGGAAGCAUCUCCUCUCUCAAUGCCAUCAGAGUAUUCCUUGAUUCACGUGAAAAAGGUCGCGAUCCCUAAGGCCAGUCUGGAUCACAGCGUCCCACCAGGCUGGACCCUCAGCAUCGACCACGAAGGGGCUUGGGUCUUCACGAGCGACUACACGCAGGAGCAGUGGAUCAAGUCCCUAGAUGAUCGAGGACGGACGUACUACUACCUUCGAGACGGCAGCAAGUCCCAGUGGAACUUACCUGAGUACUCUGGAAGUCCAGGACAAUAUGGAGUGCGAAAUGGGGCCACAGUCGAGCAGGAUACAAUGGGAUCCAAGCAGACCUGGAGGCACAGUGCAGGAUACCACGAAGAUAAAAGUCACUCAUCAUAUCCUCAGCUUACGUCAGACAAUGAUAUCUACAGCUGUCCCGAGAUGCCGCAUAAUGUUUCGAACUUGGAAAAGGCUGGAAUCCUGAACAAAACGAAGGUGUCUGAAAACGGGAAGAAAAUUAGGAAGAACUGGAGUAAUUCCUGGACGGUUCUUCAUGGAGGAAUACUGACGUUCCAUAAAGAUCCCAAAUCACCAGCAGGAGCAUCGGGCAAAACGAAUCAGAUAGUCCCAGAAUUCACAGUGGACCUGAAAGGGGCGACGCUUAACAGGGCAAACAAGGACAAAUCAAGCAAGAAAAAUGUCUUGGAGCUCAAGAGCCGCACCGGUGUAGAGUACCUGAUCCAGUACGAUACCGAGAGCAUCAUCACCGACUGGUAUAAAAUCAUCACGGAUACCAUACGCCAGCUGGAUCUGCGUCAGGAUCCCGAAGCGCACCACUCUGAGGACGAGGAGGAAGUCGCCGACAAGUCCUCAAGCUUAGACAGAGAGGACAGACCCUUCGACAAAAGAACUAUGAGCAAUGCGACUCGUCAUCCUUCGUCCACUUCAACAUCUGAAGCAGAUCAGAAGAAGGUCCGUACCAAACUGAAGAAGUUUCUCCUCAAGCGGCCCACCUUACAGUCGGUCAAAGACAAGGGAUAUAUCAGAGAAAAUGUAUUCGGAUGUCACUUGCACAAUCUUUGCAGCCAGGAAAGGACGAGGGUGCCCAGCUUUGUGGAGAAAUGCAUCCGGACAGUAGAGAAAAAAGGUCUAGGAAUCGAUGGGCUCUACAGAGUUAGCGGGAAUUUGGCGGUCAUCCAGAAACUGCGUUUCAAAGCAGAUCAUGAGGAUCUGGACCUGGAGGAGGGAAACUGGGACAUCCAUGUGAUCACAGGAGCGCUGAAGCUCUUCUUCAGAGAGCUGCAGGAGCCUCUCUUCCCUUACAAUCUCUUCAAUGAUUUCAUCAACGGCAUCAAAAUCCCAGAUUAUUACAGUAAAAUAGCACACAUGCGAAACCUGGUACGGUCUUUGCCGCCACCCAACCGUGACACGAUGGAGGCCCUCUUCAGCCAUUUACGCAAGGUCAUUCAACACGGUGAUGAGAACAGAAUGACUGUGCAGAACGUGGCUAUCGUUUUCGGCCCGACGCUGCUCAAACCCGAGGUGGAGACGGCAAACAUCGCCACUUACAUGGUCUUCCAAAACCAGAUCGUAGAGUUCUUGCUCAACGAAUUCGAGUCGGUCUUCCACAUGUGAUUUACGCGAACUCGCACUGAAUGCUAAAAACCCACUCGGAUGCCGGAGGCGACGGCGCAAAAGCUGAUCUCAGUCCAGUAUGUGACAGAUCCGCGAAGGAAAGAGCAUUUCGCGGCAGGUUGUGAAUAGAGAUGCUGCAGAAAUCUAGAGCAGCUGCAUCUAUGAUUAAUAUAUUAAUAUCACUGAAACGCUUUACAUGAGCAGUUUAAAUGUCGGCCUGCACAUUUUAAAACUGUGUAGCUAAAACGUAGUUUAAAAUAACGCGUUAUGUUCGCUUUUAGACUUAAAGAGAGAGGAAGUUGUGUAAGAAUAUCAGUGAUCUUUCUUUUAAAAUAGUUUACAGCUACUCCUGUUUUUUCUAGCUAUGGAAAAAGCGGGUCGGUUAAAUAGUUAGUUUAACUUUGCUUUCCUUUUGGUCUUUUGUCUUUCUGUUGAGUAGUGAAAAACACUGCAGGUUUUUUCAUUUGCAAUGUGAUAUAGACAAAUAAUAUUAAAAUGUUUAUGUUUAGGUGUCAAUUUUAGUAUAUUAUUAUUAUUAUUAUUAUUCUUUAAUACUUGCAUCUGUAACAUAGAACUUUACAAAGAAAGUACUGCAGAGCCUUUUACUGUAAAUUGGAAAUGCUAAGACUUGUACAUUGUCAUUAAAGGCGCAAUAUUUUCUUUUUCUUUUCUUUUUUUUUUUUGGUACCAAAAUGUAGAAUCUGAAUUUGCACAUAGAUCAAGCAUUAAUAUUUUAUGAAUAUUGGCACACUCAUAAAGUAAAUUGUAAGAUGUUUGAAGUGUGUGUGUGUGUGUGUGUGUGUGUGUGUGUGUGUGUGUGUGUGUGUGUGUGUGUGUGUGUGUGUGUGUGUGUGUGUUCGGCUGCGUGCACAUGUGUGUGUGUGUGUGUGUGUCUUUAGAAAAGGGGUGUACAUUACCCCAAGUAAGCAAGCUUUUAAUAAAUAACUCUUUUAUAAAUUAA
This is a messenger RNA of Puntigrus tetrazona (Sumatra barb), 4264 nucleotides long. RefSeq names its product Rho GTPase activating protein 27 (gene arhgap27). Bases 391 to 3303 code for a protein of 970 amino acids. Lineage: Eukaryota; Metazoa; Chordata; Actinopteri; Cypriniformes; Cyprinidae. The record is from RefSeq and is a predicted model, not a curated record. The transcript is spliced from 18 exons. Gene Ontology annotation, biological process: signal transduction; regulation of GTPase activity. Gene Ontology annotation, molecular function: protein binding. Gene Ontology annotation, cellular component: cytoplasm.